AUGAGCGAGGCGGGCGAGGCCACCACCUGCGACACCACGCUCCCGCAGGCCGCUGACCCUGCGCCUAAGAGCCCUGCGGCCAGCGGCACGCCCCAGGCCCCGGCGCCAGCCCCGCCCCUCGCGGGGAGCCCUGGCAGAGACGCAGCCCCCGGACCCGCCCCGGCCUCUUCAGCUCCCGUGGGCAGCGAGGACUCGGAGAAGAAAGUUCUUGCCACCAAAGUCCUUGGCACUGUCAAAUGGUUCAAUGUCAGAAAUGGAUAUGGAUUUAUAAACCGAAAUGACACCAAAGAAGAUGUGUUUGUACACCAGACUGCCAUCAAGAAGAAUAAUCCACGCAAGUAUCUGCGCAGUGUGGGGGAGGGAGAAAUUGUAGAGUUUGAUGUGGUUACAGGAAAAGGGGGUCCUAAAGCAACAAAUGUGACUGGCCCAGAUGGAGUUCCAGUAGAAGGGAGCCACUAUGCUGUGUGGCGUAGACCUCCCCAUAAUGCUGGUGAGAUUAGACAGAUGAAAGAUGGAGUCCCCAAGGGAACACAACUCCUGGUCCAUCAGAAUCCAACCUACCGCCUGAGGUUCUGCAGGGGACCCGCUCACCCACGCACGAGCCCAUAUUGUUCCCUACAGGUGUCGAAGGUGAGUGCUUCAACACCUCAGCAAGCUUACUAUAGUGAACCAGGCAGUGACAUAAACAGUCUGAAGAUGUUCAUUCUGAAUUCAGGAGCUAACACCAGAGAAAUUUCCAGGCUAGCAGCUGUGAAUAUGAGUGCUGCCAAGAACGUGGACUACCAGAGCAGAAAGAAGGCGGUAUGA
Arvicanthis niloticus (Nile rat) is the source of this 807-nucleotide messenger RNA. The record is from RefSeq and is a predicted model, not a curated record. NCBI's taxonomy places the organism in Eukaryota, Metazoa, Chordata, Mammalia, Rodentia, Muridae.